GAGAAAAGAAAACCUCGUUGGCCACGAAUUCCCUCUGCCGAAAUAAGGGAAUGCUCGAUGUCUUUAUUUUCUGGAGCAUUAAGGUUACUGUCAACAACACUGAGCCAAGAAGGAGCAGUUCAAUCAUGCCCUCAACACAGAAGAACCCAUUGGGCUUUGGCGAGCGAAGAAAGCUGGACAUCUCUCAACCUUUGCAGCCUUGAAGGAGGCUGGUGGUGUUGCCCUCGAACACAAUUUGGAUCGUGUGUUUGGACUCUGCAGCAGUCACCAGUUCACCUCUUGGAUAUAGAUGGAGGACCAUGUCUGCUUACGGUGCUGGCGAAGGCCCUGUUUGACAAUGCAGCAGAGAGCCCUGAGGAGCUGGCCUUCCGGAAGGGAGACAUCCUGAUGGUUCUAGAACAGGAGCAGGGAGGGGGUCCUGGCUGGUGGCUCUGCUCCCUCCACGGGCGCCAGGGCAUCGCCCCCGCCAACCGCCUCCGCCUCCUCCACACCGCCCCCGCCCCAGGGGUUGACUCCAGACCCCCCAGCCGCGCACCCAGUGAGGACUCUGUGUACCUCUCCCCAGGCCCCCUGGCCCGCACGGCAGUCUCCACGGAGGAUGUGGAUGGGAUCUACCGCACCCCACCUGGCCUGGGGGAGGCCCUGUACCAGAGCCCAGGGGCGGUGCCUGUCGCCUCUAGACCAGGGGUCCUCCGGCAGGCCGAGGUAGGGGGUCGCCCCCGCUCCCGCUCCAGCUCCGGCACACGCCCCUGUCCCGAUUGGGGCGUUGGGGUGACAGGCCGCCCCCGCUCGCCAUCCCUCCGGUCCAGAGGCACAGACUCCGCUGGGAGCCUCUAUCAGACCCCCUCCACCCCCACAGCUCUCGGGCCCCAGCACCACAGGGGUCUGGCUGGAGACCCUGGACCAGAGAAUGUCUACCUGGCCCCGGGUGGGAUUCCUCGGGCGGUGGGUCUAGCUCCAGAGGGGCCAGAGGACAACACUUACCUGGUCCCCAGGGAGACUGUAGCGGCGGUAGGCCACUCUAACGGCUGUUACCUGGUCCCCAGAGGGACAGUCCUGCCCAGCGAGGAGGUCUACCAGACCCCCACAGGAGGGUUAGUCGGGGGGGCUGUGUCGACCCAGGUUACCCCCAUCACUACUAGGGUCCUGGAGGCUCAGAGCUUCACCCCUUCACAGAUAAACGGGGGCGGGGGAGCCCCCCUUAAGCCCCUCACCCCUCAAUCCAAACUGGCACAGGACACCCCUCAGAUGAUGUACCAGACCCCCACCCCUGUGGGAGCAGGGAUUCUCAGGACUCCACCCGUCCUUGCACAGGGAUCCCCCAAACCUCAGCUGAAAGGGGCGACCCCCAAAACCCCAGGGACCCUCGGUGGUCAGGGUGGAGUGCCCUCCACCCCUCCCAUCACCAGGGGGAAGCUAGCUCCUGCUGCUCCCCUCAGGGGUUCCCCCUUGCUGGCCAGAGCAGGACAGGGACAAGGCCGGGUGCCUGGAUCCCCAAACUUUGCUCGUAAGCCCCCUCCUCCAGCCCCUCCAGUGAGGGGGGUAACCAGAAAAGACUUUCCCCAAUCCAUAACCCCUGUAUCCACCUCUCAGCCUGCCCUCUCCACCCCCCAGUCGACUCCUGUACCCCAGUACCAAGAGAGCAAAGAUGGAAGGAUGGCGUCAGAUGAAAAGAAGCAGAAUGGGCAGAAUAAGAAAGGCGAGGACGGAGAGUGUGCAGAUCCUGAUGACGACAGCCUCGAUGAACAGGUGUAUGAUACUCCUCCCAGGAGUAGGUGGCAGCGGCCAGCCCCAGCAGCGCUGUGUGACGAUGACAGCAUCUACAACACCCCACGCUCCCUUCCCCCACACACUGACCUAGAGUCAGAGGUCUAUGAUGUUCCCACCAUCAUACUUAGCACAUCGUCAGAGCCCCAGCAGCAGACUGUCAACGUCCCAACGUCUGUUAUUACUGAUGAAUUGGAGGAGGACGUUUACAGCCUCCCAACCCUUCCUGGCCUACACCUGGGCCUGGACAUGUCCACCAUCGCCCCUCUAGAGGGGACGGAGCACGGCCAGGUCUACUCUGUCCCCGGCUCAGGGAAGAGGGCUCCGCUUGGGCUAGGCGAGGGCAGUGACCCGGGGUCCACCACCGAGCCGGACUGUGGCGUCUAUGACAUGCCCGCUCUCACCCUUGACGUCUUGCCCUCUUCGACGAUGUCAACGUCGUCUUCGUCUUCCACACGUCGGUUAUCGGUAUCCAGUAAUGGGUCUGGUGACGUUCAAUGGAGGAACUCGCUUUCGGGCCUUGUCCAAUCAGUGCUUAGCUCUGCCUCGGGUGCCCCUGCCUCCUCGAGGGACCUGGCAACCUCACUGGCUGAGAUCCUGUCCGUCUGGAAGUCGAGUCAACCUGACGAGGUCCCUCCCCCUCUCCAACAGGCUUGGGCCCGCCUCUCAGACCUACUUCCUGCUUUGUCCGCCGGUGGCCACGCCCCUCCGUCGGAUACUCUUCUCUCUAUGGUCCAACGAGCGCUGGAGGACUCCACCAUCCUAUUUCAGACCCAGGGGCGGCCCCGCCUCCCUUCCCAGGACUCCCUCUCCCGAAGACCCCUACCCGCCCUGCCCGUAGCCGAGGUGAAACCAGUAGGGAGCAGUAUGGGACCACGCAAAGGUAGCUGGAUCCAGGAGAGACCCUUACCCCCCACCCCCCAGCCAGGGUUUCCCCUGCCCCCCGCACAACCCUCCACUGUGACCAUGUCCAUCACUGUGGGGCAAAGCGACGGAGAGGAGGGGAUGGGGAACGAGUACGCAGGAAUAGGUCUGACACCUGCCCCGGCACCACUUCCUCUUGGAGACAGUGUGGGAUACGUGAAACUGCAGGGAAAGCCAGAGCCUCUCUCAGAUGCCCGGACAGAGAAUAGGUCAAACCAGACCCUUCACACCAGGGAGCCUAGGUUGAGCCCCUCCCCUCCUCUGCCCGUCUCCCUCUCUCUGGAGGACUCAGAGUUGCUCUCCUUCUAUUCUUCCCAGUCUCUGUCCCACCUCUCCUGUCUGGCCGAUUCCAUUGACGUGCUCUUCCGCACCGUGCAGGGGAACCAACCUCCCCGUGUCUUCGUUUCCCGGGGGAAGAGUUUGAUCGUGACGGCACACAAGCUGGUGUUCAUCGGGGACACGCUCUCCCGCCUCCUGACCUCUCCUGACCUCAGGGCAAAGAUCACAACCUCAGGUGGGCAUCUGUGUCAGGCCCUGAAGGCUGUCGUUGUGGCAACGAAGGGGGCAGCCCAGAACUACCCAUCAGUCGCUGCCACCCAGGAAAUGGUGGACUGCGUGGCCGAGCUGUCCCAGCAUGCCGCAGGCUUCUCCGGCCUGCUGCAGCGCCUCGCGGAAAUAUCUUGACAAUAUUUCUUCAACGUCUCUUCUUAUAACAUGUUUACAAUACAUUUUCUCUCUACUUUGAAAUGCCUUAGUUGUUGUUACAAUGUGUUCUCUUUCAAAUUGAACAGUUUGACGUUUGAAGUGAGGUUGAAACAUUGAAUUUCAGUCCAGAAGAAGAACUGAUCUGUGGCUCAUAUUGCCACCUAGUUAGAUUUUGUGUGUGUUCUUGUAUGUGUGUGUUGGUUGGCUUUUGGUUCUUUUAAUACCUAGUCACUUCUGUGCUUUUGGUGCCAAGCACACUUUUCAUCUUGUGUGUCCUGAUGAUUGAUGAACGCUGUUUUUGUUUGAACCCUGUUCGUGACAUUCAGUGUCCCUUGUGGGCCACUGUAUUAUUGGAGUCAGACUAUUUCUGUUCGGUUGCCAUUAUUUUCUCUUACAUUGAAAUAACCGUUUCUUUUCUUUUAUCUUUGCAUCCUUAUUUAUUGUAGGUAACCCUCCAUCCCCCUCUCCAAAAAUAUAAAUCGAGCCUCACAUCC
Messenger RNA from Salvelinus namaycush (lake trout), 3890 nucleotides. RefSeq names its product embryonal Fyn-associated substrate (gene efs). The record is from RefSeq and is a predicted model, not a curated record. The coding region runs from base 58 to 3375 and encodes 1105 amino acids. NCBI's taxonomy places the organism in Eukaryota, Metazoa, Chordata, Actinopteri, Salmoniformes, Salmonidae. The transcript has 8 exons. Gene Ontology annotation, cellular component: plasma membrane; cytoplasm. Gene Ontology annotation, biological process: cell migration; cell surface receptor protein tyrosine kinase signaling pathway. Gene Ontology annotation, molecular function: protein binding.